AUGUCACCAAACAACCAUAUUAAGAAAGUUGCCAUUGUCGGUGCAACCGGCACAGUUGGAAAGUUCAUCGUAGAAGAACUUCUGAAGCUAGGCAAGCAUGAAGUGACUGCGAUCUCGCGCAAGGACAGCCCGUCCGCCAGCUCUAUCCCUGCCGGUGUGAAGGUCGCCGCCGUGGACUAUAGUGACGAGUCGACUCUCGUUAAUGCCCUGAAAGGCCAGGAGGUAUUGAUAAUCACCAUGAGCACAUUGGCGCCCCCAGACACGCAGCUGCAACUUAUCCGUGCUGCCGCUGCCGCCAAUGUCCCUUACGUGCUGCCCAACGAAUGGGGCUGCGACAUGGCGGAUGAGCAGCUGGGCAAGGAGAUCCUCUUGGGCAACUCCGAAGUCCCCGCUCGCAAGUUGGUCGAAGAGUUAGGCAAGAGUUCGUGGAUCGGCGUGGUUUCCGGAUUUUGGUACGAGUAUUCGUUGGGUAUGGGCGAGCAAUGCUAUGGCAUGGAAGUGAAGGACAAGACGUGGACCUUCUACGACGAUGGCGAGACAAAAAUUAACAGCAGCACUUGGCCUCAAUCGGGACGAGCCGUAGCUAAACUGCUCUCUUUGCCCAUCGAACCCGAGACGACAGGAGGCCCGAGCCUAUCAAGCUACAAGAACAAGUUCAUAUACGUGUCCUCAUUCCUAGUUAGCCAAAAGGACAUGUUCGCCUCCGUUCUUCGAGUAACGGGAACCAAGGAGUCCGACUGGACGAUCAAGUACGAGGAUAGCACCAAGCGUUAUCAGGAGGCCCAAAAGAAGGUGUUUGGCGGAGACCGGACAGCCUUCCCCACGCUCCUUUAUAGCAGAAUUUUCUAUAAGGACGGCGUUGGUAACUUCGAGGCUCGACGUGGAGGUAUCGCUAAUGACACCUUGGGUCUACCAAAAGAAGACCUGGAUGAGGCAACCAAGAUUGGUAUUUACCGCAAUGAGAAUGGCCUCAAGUACCAUUAGAUAUUGGGUGGUAAACGGAUGUAAAUAUAAUAUUAUGUAGGUAGGGUUAGGUACCCAUACCAUAAUGAAGAAGUCCCCCAUUUAAAACAGCUCUUUGCUGGUGAUAAUUCGUCAAACUAAUCCGGGGCUUACUCGACCGAAGAGAAGUCCCGAAGAUGGACUCAUAGGCAUGUA
Annulohypoxylon maeteangense is the source of this 1158-nucleotide messenger RNA. Its product is annotated as NAD(P)-binding protein. The transcript is spliced from 3 exons. Bases 1 to 984 code for a protein of 327 amino acids. Lineage: Eukaryota; Fungi; Ascomycota; Sordariomycetes; Xylariales; Hypoxylaceae. The record is from RefSeq and is a predicted model, not a curated record. Gene Ontology annotation, molecular function: oxidoreductase activity.